Messenger RNA from Fimicolochytrium jonesii, 2429 nucleotides. RefSeq lists its product as uncharacterized. The record is from RefSeq and is a predicted model, not a curated record. Gene Ontology annotation, cellular component: anaphase-promoting complex. Bases 1 to 2418 code for a protein of 805 amino acids. Gene Ontology annotation, molecular function: protein binding. The transcript has 10 exons. Gene Ontology annotation, biological process: positive regulation of mitotic metaphase/anaphase transition; anaphase-promoting complex-dependent catabolic process; protein K11-linked ubiquitination. Lineage: Eukaryota; Fungi; Chytridiomycota; Chytridiomycetes; Spizellomycetales; Powellomycetaceae.
AUGGCCCCACCGGCGAUGGCCUCUACAAACCACUACGACGACCUCUUCAAACAAGGCACCGCAUCCGGCGACCGGCUGAUGUUUCUCACUCCGCAUCACUUUGCCGUCCUGGUCCUCUACCACACGUACUCCGCGUUCCCUUACGAGAAGGUGACGCGGCGCGCCCGCCAUGAUAUCGUUGCGCUGCUGUUGGACCAUGCAGCUGUGUGUAAGUCGGGAAUCGAAGAGAAGAGAACCUUGCAACAUCUCCUGGUCCAACUUCCAGAUGAAUCAACUCCACCAAUCCCAAUUCCUGGAGAAACCGACGAGGCAGGCGAACCCAUAUACAGCACCACCACCUCCUGGCGAGACGCGUUCCUUACAAGGCUAGACGACGCACUACAGUCCGUCAACACGAUGCUGGAAGUCUUGGAUCUGAUGAACAGCAGCACCAAGCCGGUGUAUCAGGACGAAAAAAUCAUCCAACACCCAAAGUUCACCGUGUGUUCCCCGUUUGGCACGUACAUCAGGAACGCGAUGGUGGAUAGGUAUCGGUUGAAGGACGAUUUGUUUUGCGCGUAUGCGUUCUUUGAUGCGUUGAAGGCGUAUCGGGAUGAGGGGGUGGCGGAUGGUGGUAUGAUGGACACUGAUGGGGUUGGGGGGAGGAAGCCGCCAUUGUUAUCCCUCGCAGACGUAGAACAGCAAAUCGACGCGCACGUUCGAAUGAUGGAAGACUCCACCGAGCCCCUAACCCCCGCCGCCCUGCACCAAACCCUCACCUCAAUGCAAACGCACAUCACAGCCCCAAUCGCCAACAAAGCCGACUGGGCUAGUUUUCUCAACUGCAUGCGCGCCGGCGAGUUCGAAGGGGCAUUGCAGAACUUGUCGCGGUAUUUCAUGUAUUUGAUGAAGGAGCAGCCGGGGGAGGGGACAAAAUGGGUGCAUCAUUUCACGCUGUUCUCGAUGGCGUCGGUGUAUGCGCGGUUUGGGUAUAGGCAGCUUGCAUUGGAGACGGUCGAUCGCGCGAUACCGUUAGCGCAAGACAUGCACGAUACUGCCUGCCUCAAUCUUCUGCAGAACCUGAAACAUCGAUUACGAAACGGCUCCCUUGCCUCGGGCCCUGCCCAAUCGGCGCUCCGCUUCGAGAGCUACUACCCGCUCGACGAGAUCCAGGACCCGGAGGAGGCCGCCAUGCUGAGUUUCACGCGGCUGAACAACGCGCGGCAUUUCUUGGAGACGCUCUCCACCCCAACCCUCACCUUCCACCACCUCUCCCUUGCCACCCACCUAGCCACAACCCACUCCCUCCCGCCCUCAUCACUCACCAUCCUCCACGCCCACAUCUGGUCCCACCACGGCUCCCCAACCCUCUCACACCUCUUUGCGUCAAUGUACACCCUCCCCUGUUCGCCACCUGAUUGUUCCUCCGACGACGGACCCCUGGGGCUGUGUAUCCUCGCGACCCAUCACGCGCGGCAGGGCGAUUACGACGUGGCGUGUGGGCUGCUGAAGCGGGCGAAACAGAGAUGGCCGGCGUAUGUGAGCGGGCCUGCGGGGGAUCGGUGGAUCGCUACCACCUUGGAUAUACUGUUUGCGCGCGCGCUGAGACGGGGGGAGGUGGGGGAUGCAAGGCAGUAUGCGGGGUUAUUUGAGGCGGUUGUGGAACCCACGCGGGAGGCGGAGGCGUUGUUCAGCUGUGAGGUGAUGCGGGCGUGGGUGUGUAGGGCCGAAGGGAGGGCGGAGGACGGGGUCGAGGGGUUGUUGGGGUGGUUAGGGCGCGGUGGGGGGGCACGCGGGGGGAUGCAGGUUGUCGAGUGUCGGUUGGCGAUUGCGGAAUUGUUUCUGGACGCAUCGGCGCCAAUGUCGGCACUCCCGCAUACCCUCGCGGCCCUCACGCUCUCGACCCAAUCCCACCUCCCAGCCCACCGCACCCGCGCGGCCCUGCUGCUCUGCGCCUGUCUCUGCGAGGUGGGGUACUAUGCAAAGGCGGAAGGGUUGUUGGAGAAGGUGUUGCCGAGCGUGUGGACCGGCGGGGAUGUGGUGGUUGGGGCGGAGGGGUGUGUGCUGUGGGGGGAGUGUAAGCUUGGGAGGGUGCUUGAGGGUGGUGGGGAGGGGGUUAGGGAGGUGGCGAAGGGGUUGGUGGGGAGUAUUCAACAGGCAUUGGCGGAUUAUGAGCAUCUGCAAGACCUGGACGGCAUCGAACGCGCCGCCACCCUGCUCGCAUGUCUCUACCGUCUCUCCGGCACGCCGGAUCCCGCCCUUACCACCACCACCGCAUCACACACCAUGAAAACGGCAUUCCAACGCGCGCUCGACAUCCCCGCCCUCCGCGCCGCCCGAGCACAGAAACACGUUACGCGGGAUGUUGUGGAGUGCAUUGUUGCGCCUGAGGGGGAGAGGGAAGGGGUCGGGUUGGGUGUUUUGUUUGGGUGUUUGUGAAAGGAGGGAGU